AUGGCGUGGCAACACCUCGACAUCACCAAGCCGCACUUGGUCUACAUCAUCCUUGGCGGCUUCACCUCCCUCUUUAUGCUCUGCUCUUCCUUCAUCAAGGAGCGCAUGUACAUUGGCGAGGCCACCGUCGCCACCCUUUGCGGUGUCAUCUUCGGACCUCACGCCGCCAACUUAAUCAACCCCAAUGACUGGGGCUCCGUCGACAUCGUCACCGUCGAGUUUUCCCGCAUCGUCCUCGUCGUUCAGUGCUUCGCCGUCGGCGUUGAGCUGCCCAAGUACUACAUGGAGCGCCAUUGGAAGUCCGUCAUCUUCCUCCUCCUCCCCGUCAUGACCGCCGGCUGGCUCCUCACCUCCCUCUUCAUCUGGUGGAUGGUCCCCGUACUCUCCUGGCUCGAGUCCCUCGUCGUCGCCGCCUGCGUCACCGCCACCGAUCCCGUCCUCGCCUCCUCCGUUGUCGGCAAGGGCAAGUUCGCCAAACGCGUCCCCAAGCAUCUGAGAGAUCUCCUCUCGGCAGAGUCCGGGUGCAACGACGGCAUGGCCUUCCCCUUCAUCUACCUCUCCCUCUACCUCAUCCAAUACCACCGUGACGCCGCCCAGGUUAGCUUCCACUUCAUCGUCUAUGUCAUUCUCUAUGAGUGCAUCUUUGGUGCCGUCUACGGCUUCUGUAUAGGCUACAUUGCCCGCCACGGCAUCCGCAUGGCCGAAAAGUACGACCUCAUCGACCGAGAAAGCUUCCUCGUCUUUUACUUUGUCGUCGCCCUCUUUUGCGCCGGCUCGGGUAGUAUCCUUGGUGUCGAUGACCUCCUCGUCGGCUUCGCCGCGGGUGUCGGCUUCUCCAAUGACGGCUGGUUUGGCGAAAAGACUGAGGAAUCUCACGUCUCCAACGUCAUCGAUCUGCUGAUAAACUUGGCCUACUUUGUUUAUUUUGGUACCAUCAUCCCUUGGGAGCAGUACAACUCUGGCCUCUUUGGCCUGUAUGCCUGGCGCCUUGUUGUCAUUGCCAUCUUCGUCCUCCUCUUCCGCCGCAUUCCCAUUAUGCUGGCCCUCAAACCAUUUAUACCCGACGUGCGAAAUUGGCGAGAAGCCUUGUUUGCCGGCCACUUCGGUCCUAUUGGUGUCGGCGCCAUUUUUGUUGCCAUUCUCGCCCGCGCCGAGCUGGAACACGAAGAGCCUGUCCCACUAUCGCAGCUACCAGACCCUGGUGUGGAAAACUACGCGUUAAUCUACCUUGUCUGGCCCAUCGUCACAUUCCUCGUCAUUUCCUCCAUUUUGAUUCACGGCUCUUCAAUUGCCGUCUUUACCCUCGGAAAGCGCAUCAACACGCUGUCUCUCACCAUGUCCUACACCGCCGCGCCUGAGGAUGGUCCUUCCUGGAUGAACCGGUUGCCUCGGAUAUCGUCCCAGUCCCGCUCUCAGGCCAAGACCAUGUCUGAGGCUUCCUUUGACCUCAAAGACCCCCAGUACCCCGCUGGCACCCUUGCGCCUCCGGGUGGCUUCCUGCGCCGCCAGAGGGACGAGGACCACAGCCGCCCUGGCAGCCGCACCUCCUCUCUCGUUUCCCGCAAGCGCAAGCACAAAAAGUGGGAUGACGGCAUUGGCCCUGGCGGUCCUGUAUCUCAAUCGGCCAUCUUCCCCAAUCGCCAAUCCAUGUCGCCCACCGACGAGCAGGCCAAUACCAGCCAACCUACCACUGACUCGACACUAACGGACAACGACAAGGAAAAAUCCGAGACGCUCCAUGAUCAGCGCCAUCAUGAAGAUGACGAAAGCCCCGCUUCGCCACAACGCGUCAAUAUUUAUGAAGAAGGCCACCAUCUCGUGUUUGAGGACCAACAGGGUGAAGUCAUCGACACGGUCGACGUCGAUGCUGUUCCGAGUCCCGAUAACGAGUCACCUGGAGAACCAAGCAGCCCAGCAAGACCUGGCGAAGAAAUAUCGUGGUCUUUUGGGGGCCUGCGCCGUCGCUUCAACGACAUGUACACCCAAGAGGUCGAGAAGCGCAAGGAAAAGUCCAAACAAGCUCGCAGCCAUGAGCCUGCCCACGCUUACCAGUUCGGCAACCAGAUUAUUGUCGAGGACAAGGAUGGCGAGGUCGUGAAGACGUACCAGCUGCCGUCCUCCAAGUCUAGCCAGGAGUCCAGCGCCGUACUAGGCUCAAGCCUUAAAUACCUCGGCCUCGGUGCCCUGGCCCGGCAGAACGAAAAGGACCCGCAGGCCUCCGCCGAAGAGGGUGCGGCCGGCGACGAGGAACCGAUACCCUCCCGAUCCCGGUGGACCGCGGUCCGCCGCAUGACCGGCACCGCGCCUGGUGAAUCAUCGCGCGAUAACGACGACGACGAUGACGACCACAACAUCCGCUUCACCAUUGGUGGUGUCGGCCGCCGCAUGAAUAAGGAGGACUUUAUCAAGGAGGUGCAGAAGCUUGACUCCAUCACGCGCAAGGAGGUCGCCGAGCAGUCAACCGCUACCCGGCCUAUCAAGGAGGUUGCUAAGCGCAACCCCGGCCUCGUGGCGGCCGCAACCGACCGCCGGCGCCCCAGCGGCGUACCGCGCAUCGUUGAGACGCGCGCCGACAGCAGCGAGCGGUCGAAGCGCUCCGACGAAUCCAGCUCCCGAGGCCGUCCCGCCGUCAAGGAGGCGCGGCCCUCGCCAGCGGCGCCAUCGGAGGACGAGUCGCACGAGACGCCUGUCGAGCGGCGUCGCCGACUCGCCGUCCUCAGCCAGCAGAGCCAGCAAAGCAAAGAUGCCGCAGCCGGCGCACAGGGCGACGCAGGCGAGACACCGGCGGAGCGACGGCGUCGCGAGGCUGCUCUCGGCAUGGGCGGUGGCGACGCCGACGAUAGCGACUCGGAGGACGAGGGUGGCGAGCGCGUGCCGCCCGCGCGUCGCGGCAUCCGCUUUGCCGAGCCGAGCAGACGUUGA
This is a messenger RNA of Cordyceps fumosorosea ARSEF 2679, 2922 nucleotides long. Its product is annotated as Cation/H+ exchanger. Lineage: Eukaryota; Fungi; Ascomycota; Sordariomycetes; Hypocreales; Cordycipitaceae. The record is from RefSeq and is a predicted model, not a curated record. Bases 1 to 2922 code for a protein of 973 amino acids. Gene Ontology annotation, biological process: sodium ion export across plasma membrane; intracellular potassium ion homeostasis; proton export across plasma membrane. Gene Ontology annotation, molecular function: sodium:proton antiporter activity. Gene Ontology annotation, cellular component: plasma membrane. The transcript has 2 exons.